AUGCUUCACUCGCUCUUGUCCUUCGUUGCCAUCACCGCUCUCCUCUCUAAUUCCUUCGUCUCUGCCGCUCCUGCAAGACACGUUGCCAGAGAUGGCUCCUCGUGCACGCCCGACAAGAUCAAGACCAGGGUGGAUUUCAACAAGAUGCCCCCGGACGAGCGAAAGGCCUACACCGACGCGGUGAAAUGCCUGAUGGGCAAGCCCUCUAACCUCGACCGAGCCGUGUACCCUGCCGCCACAAAUCGGUACAUGGACUACGCCGUCAUCCACGUCAAUCGCACCCAAUAUGUGCACCUAGACGCCUUCUUCCUCACCUGGCACCGCUACUUCCUGUGGAUCUACGAGAACGACCUCGAACAAUCGUGCGGCUACUGCGGUCCCUUCCCCUACUGGGACUUUGCCUCCACGGCGUCAGACCCGCGCGCCUUCCCCAUCUUCGACGGCUCCGAAUACUCCAUGUCGGGCGACGGGAUCUUCAACGACACAGGGCCCAUCACGCUCGGUGCGGAAUUGACGAUCCCACAUGGCACAGGCGGCGGGUGUGUCACGACAGGUCCCUUUGCCAACCAGGUCGCGCCCCUCAAAUUCAUCGACCCCAGCCAACUCAUCCAGGGGACUCUCCCCGCGGACGCGUUCGCGUACAAUGACAUCUGCCUCAUGCGCGACCUCAACGCCUACGUCUCCCAGACGUACACCAACGGCACGGAACUCGUGGCGGCCGCGCACGCGACCAACGCUUCCAACUUCGAGUUCCUGCUCAACGGCGUGAUCGGGUCAUCGAGCCUCGGCAUCCACUCGGGCGCCCACUUCAGCGUGGGCGGCCAGAUGGACUCCAUCCACGUCAGUGCGCAGGAUCCCGUCUGGUAUCCCCUACACACCAUGAUCGACAAGGUCUACUGGUCGUGGCAGCAGAAUUACCCAGAACUAGCGGACCAACUCGAUGGCAGUACGGGCACGGCGCUGAACACGCCGCCCAGCGACGUGGUCACGCUCGACUCGACCGAGCCGGAUUGGGGGUACUUCCAGCUAAGUCCCAUCAAAGUCAGGGAGUUGAUUUCUACGACGGGCGGGCCGUUCUGUUAUCAGUACGAUAACGUGAUUGGAUGA
This is a messenger RNA of Cladophialophora yegresii CBS 114405, 1107 nucleotides long. RefSeq lists its product as uncharacterized. The record is from RefSeq and is a predicted model, not a curated record. Gene Ontology annotation, molecular function: oxidoreductase activity. Bases 1 to 1107 code for a protein of 368 amino acids. The transcript has a single exon. NCBI's taxonomy places the organism in Eukaryota, Fungi, Ascomycota, Eurotiomycetes, Chaetothyriales, Herpotrichiellaceae.